AUGGUCCACUGCUAUGUGCGGGGUUUCGUUUAUGAGCAAUGCCAACGUACGAUCAAAGCAGAUGUGCUCGUGAUCGGUGCUGGAUUCUCUGGCAUCACAGCCAUUCACAGAUUCAGGAAGGAGGGCAUGACAGUCAAAUGUUUUGAAUCUGGAGAGGACUUCGGUGGCGUGUGGUACUGGAACAGAUAUCCCGGUGCUCGCGUCGACUCGGAAAUGCCAUUCUAUCAAUUGAACAUCCCGGAAGUGUACAAGACCUAUAACUUCUCAGAGCGCUUCCCUGGGCAUCAAGAACUGCGAAAAUAUAUGGCACAUAUCGACAAGACUCUCAACCUUCGGAAAGACACUUACUUCAAUGCGAGAGUCAGCGAUGCUCGCCGCGACGAAUUGAAGGGCGUUUGGAGAAUCAAGACUCAGCAGGGUCACGUCGCAGAGGGCAAGUACCUCAUCCUGUGCACAGGUUUACUUCAUCGAACAUAUACACCAGACUUUCCAGGCCUGAGCGAUUACAAAGGAGAGAUUUAUCACUCCGGUGCUUGGCCGGAAGAUUUCAAUCCCAAAGGCAAGAAGAUCGGACUGAUUGGAGCUGGCGCUACUGCUGUGCAGAUCACUCAAGAACUCGGCAAGCAAGCAGACCAGCUGACUGUAUUCCUGCGAAGACCCAGCUAUUGUUUGCCGAUGCAACAGCGAGAUUUGACCAAGGUUGAACAGGAUCAGCUGCGACCCUACUAUCAAGCUCUGUUCAAAGAAGGCCGAAACUCCGCUGUUGGCUUCCCAUCGAAUCGACGCGAGCAGGGUGUGCAAGAAGUCAGCCAAGAAGAGCGUGAAGAACACUUUGAACGUAUGUGGAACACUGGCGGCUUUCAUUUCCAACUAUCCGGUUUCAACGAUACCGUCGUCAAUCCGGAAUCCAAUGAGAUCCAGUAUCAGUGGUGGCGAAAGAAAGUCUGCGAGCGCCUCACGGAUCCGGAGAAGAACAAAAUCAUGGCACCUCCCAAGAAGCCAUAUUACUUCGGCACCAAGCGCAGUCCGCUCGAGCAGGAUUACUACGAUGUCCUCAAUCGACCCAACGUCUACAUCCACGACCUCAACGCAUCUCCAUUGAAGAAGUUCACAGAAAAAGGUAUGCUCAUGUCAGAUGACAAAGAGUACACUUUCGACGCCGUCGUCCUAGCCACCGGUUUCGACAGCUUCACCGGCUCCAUCACCAAAAUGGGUCUCAAAAACAAGUCCGGCAUCGACAUCAAAGACAUCUGGGCCCAAGGCGUCAAUACCUACCUCGGAAUCACCGUGGGCGGCUUCCCCAACAUGUUCAUGGCCUACACCCCUCAAGCCCCCACCGCGCUCUCCAACGGUCCCACCAUCAUCGAAUCCCAAGUCGAAACCAUCGUAGAUUUCAUCAAGAAACUUGAAGCCGAAGGCGCGAAGAGUAUUGAGCCUCGCCGGGAAGCGGAAAUUGCGUGGAAAAAUUCUUUGAAUGAGAUGACGAAGCAUACGCUUUUUCCUUUUACGGAUUCGUGGUGGAAUGGCUCGAAUAUUCCGGGGAAGAAGGCGGAGAAUAUGUCGUAUAUUGCGGGGAUUGAUCUGUAUGAAGCUCAAGUGAGAGCGACUAUGGAUGGUUGGAAAGGGUUUGAAGUUGUUGGUGCUGCUUAA
This is a messenger RNA of Pseudocercospora fijiensis CIRAD86, 1650 nucleotides long. RefSeq lists its product as uncharacterized. The transcript has 4 exons. Bases 1 to 1650 code for a protein of 549 amino acids. The record is from RefSeq and is a predicted model, not a curated record. Gene Ontology annotation, molecular function: flavin adenine dinucleotide binding; NADP binding; N,N-dimethylaniline monooxygenase activity. Lineage: Eukaryota; Fungi; Ascomycota; Dothideomycetes; Mycosphaerellales; Mycosphaerellaceae.